Molecule: messenger RNA, 1571 nt
Organism: Limulus polyphemus (Atlantic horseshoe crab)
Lineage: Eukaryota; Metazoa; Arthropoda; Merostomata; Xiphosura; Limulidae
Gene: Amacr
Product: alpha-methylacyl-CoA racemase-like
Exons: 7
Coding region: 16-1257 (413 amino acids)
Biological process (GO): bile acid metabolic process
Cellular component (GO): mitochondrion
Molecular function (GO): alpha-methylacyl-CoA racemase activity
Source: RefSeq, a predicted model, not a curated record
UGCUAGUUGAAUAUAAUGUUGAGGGAGAGGAUGAAUGACAGCUUGUUACUUAAGUUUAAAACCUGCAGCAGAAAUCUUAAAACUCCUAAUACUAAUAGUUCUAUCUUUAUGGCACUGAGAGGGAUUAAAGUGAUUGAACUGAGUGGCUUGGCUCCAGCUCCAUUUUGUGGUAUGGUCCUUAGUGAUUUUGGUGCAUCUGUCUUGCGUAUUGACCGGCCUCAAACACAGUUAGAUAUUGACACCCUUGCAAGAGGAAAGAAAUCAGCUGCAAUAAACAUAAAACAGCCUGAAGGUGUUAAAAUACUCAAACAGUUAUGUUCUCGAGCAGAUGUGUUGAUAGAACCAUAUCGAAGAGGUGUAAUGGAGAAGUUAGGACUAGGGCCAGACAUAUUGCUGAAAGAUAAUGCUCAGCUUAUCUAUGCAAGAUUAUCUGGUUAUGGUCACACUGGCCAGUAUUCAUCAAAAGGAGGCCAUGAUAUUAACUACUUGGCUAUUUCAGGAAUUUUAUCUAUGCUCGGAAAUGCUAAUUCUAAUCCUAUACCACCACUUAAUCUUCUUGGUGAUUUUUGUGGAGGUGGACUAAUGUGUGCACUCGGAAUUUGUCUUGCUCUUUAUGUUAGGACUCAAACUGGUGAAGGCCAAGUAGUUGAUGCCAGCAUGGUAGAAGGCAGUACAUACUUAGGAAGUUGGUUGUGGACAUCUAGAUCUAUUAAGUCUCUUCCAUUAUGGACACAACCACGAGGGAAGAACAUGCUAGAUGGUGGAGCUCCAUUCUAUAACACUUAUUCCACCCAAGAUGGAAAAUAUAUGGCUGUAGGAUCAAUUGAACCCAAGUUUUAUAGUGAACUUUUAAAAGGUCUUGAUUUAAAAGAGGAAGACUGUCCACAGUUUAAUAACUGGCCUGAAACACAUAAAAAAUUUAUCAGAAUUUUUGCUACCAAAACCCAAGAAGAAUGGUGCCAAAUUUUUAACAAAUUAGAUGCUUGUGUAACUCCUGUGUUAUCACUACAAGAAGCCUCUAGCUAUGCUCAUAACUGCAGUCUGGAAACUUUUAUGAAGGAUUCAGUACAACAAAUGUCCAUUCCAAGACCUGCUCCUAAGCUUUCAAAGUCACCAUCUAUUCCUUCUUUAAUUCAACCAAUCAUUGGUCAGCAUAGUGAAGAAGUUCUAUUGGAACUAGGAUAUACCAGAGAAGAAAUAAGUGAAUUAGUCAAAAAGGCAGUGGUUGAAAUAAGUGGAACCAAAUCUAAACUAUAAUUUUUUAAAGUCUGUAACUUGAAUCAUAACGAUAGAAAAUGUUUUUGUCAUAAUUAAUGGAAAAUAAUUAAGCUGACUUGAAUGAAAAUAUUGUAUACAAGUAUUUUUAGUUGUAAUUCAUGGACAAUAACAAUAAAUAAUACUACAAUAACUUGAUUUUAGACACAAAUAUUUUAUAUGUAGAAUUUUUUAAAAUUUUUUCUUCUGAUGUUGUAAGUAUGCCUGAUACUAUAAAGCUAAGAAAAACGUUAAAUAUCACAUUUAAAAAAUGUCAUGCCAGAAUAAAGAUUGCCUUUGCAACCUUUCUUUAUGCA